This is a messenger RNA of Aegilops tauschii subsp. strangulata, 2184 nucleotides long. The record is from RefSeq and is a predicted model, not a curated record. Lineage: Eukaryota; Viridiplantae; Streptophyta; Magnoliopsida; Poales; Poaceae.
AUGGCGUCGGCGACUCCGGCAGGCGGCGGCGAGGGCGUCCACGGCGGCGGUGAGAUGCCGUUCUGGCCUCCUAGCGGAACGGCUGGCGUCGACGGUGAUGGCGGCGACGACUCCAGCUCCGCGUACUCGACCGACGACGAGGAGGAGUCGAUGUUACUCAGCAUGGAGCAGCGGUUGCGGUUGGCGCAGCAGUGGGUGGCGAACCCUAGCAGCAGCCAUCAGUUGACGCAUGGACUUGGCGGCGUGCUUUUGGAUGAAGACAUUUGGCAAGUAAGGAUCCAUUUUGAUGCAAGAGAACCAUUGGAGAUGAAGCUGUGUGGUUCAGAUAUUACUUAUCUGAAUUUGGUUGCAGUGAUGGAAACCCAAGGAUUUAAUGCAUAUGAUUGUUUGUUUCACAUUGAAAAUCCAUCUUUAGGAGAGAAAGGGCUGGAUUUGGUAGACAGUCAUGCAGAAUUACAGAAGAUAAAGAGGAAGAUCCAGGACAAAUUGGUGCUUGAUUUGCUAGUCAGGGCUUGUCCACCCCCUGUUACUGAUUUUGAGUUGCAGAAAUGUCAAAUGCCAGAGUUGUCCACUGUGGUGUACCAAGAGCCUGUUGUUUUCGAUCUGAGUGAGCCUCCUAUCUUAGCUGUUGAUCAGCAAGGAGUAGUUUUUGAGAGUCAAUGUAGCAACUCUAGCACACCUCAUCCUGCUGGUGUUUGCACACAAGAAAGCAAGAAUGCAACAGCCAAGUUGAAAGCAGUUUUGGAAGAAGAAGAAGAGGGAUAUCAAGGAUUUGAGGCAUAUGAGGGCAGUGAUGCUAAUGCCUCUGAUGAGGAUGCUCAAAUUGGAAAUGACCAUCAUUACAUGGGUGAUGAUGAAGAUGUAGAGGUGGAAGAGGGAAAGAGACAGAGAGAGCUAGAAGUACAAGAGGAAGAAUCAGAUGAUGAGCAAUCAGAAGAGGAAGAAAUGCUGCAUUAUGAGGGCGACACUGAAGUUGAGGAACCAUUUGAGGUAGAGGAAGAUAGGACUUUUGAAGAAGAAGAAGAAACUAUAGUUGAACCUGUGAAGAAGAAGCAGAAGCUACCAGUUAGAAGAGGACCAACAACUAGGUCACAUUCUAGUAAGCUACCAGAGGUUGAACCUGAUUUCAGACCAUCCUCAUCAGAUGAAGAAGAGAAGGGGUUGUUGAGGGAGAGUGAUGAUGAUGGUUUUGAGCCAGCCUCUUUUGUCCUACCAAAGAAAAGGAAGAGUAGGGCAAAGAAAAGGCCUGAUAGGAAGUGGUACAAUGAGAAAAUGGAGCAACCACAUGAGCAACUGUGUAUGAAGUUGUGUUUUAGGGAUCAGCAUCAAUUCAGAGAUGCUUUGUUGAAUUUGCACAUCACUCAGGCCAGGAAUUUUAAGUAUCACAGGAAUUCAGAUCAGAGGAUAAUUGUUCAGUGUGCAGAUAAACAUUGCCAGUUCUUUAUGGUGGCAGCAGUUAUAAAAGGGGAGAAAACCUUUGUAAUUAAGAAGAUGAGACUAGAGCACACUUGCCCUAGUACCACUGAGACCACCAGGGUUAGUGCUAAGUGGCUAGCACAGAAAUAUGAGCAUCUCUUCAGAUCUGAUAUAACUACUGGUAUUCAGACAAUAAUUGAUGCAUGCAUGGAAAAAUAUGGUGUAGAUGUGCCCAAGUGCAUGGCAUAUAGGGCAAAGAACAUAGCUAUUGAAGCUGUCUUAGGAGAUCACAAGAAGCAAUAUCCUAGGCUUAAAGACUAUGCUCAGACUGUCAUGGAUACAAACCCUGGGAGUAGAGUAAUAGUCACUACUGUUACUCCAGUACCAAAUGCAAAAAUACCCCACCCAGGCCCAAGAUUCCAUGCCAUGUUCUUUUGCCUGAAUGGAGCAAGGGAGGGGUUUCUCAAUGGGUGUAGGCCAUUCAUUGGUGUUGAUGGAUGCUUCAUUAAGCUCACUACAGGAGCUCAACUCCUUGCUGCCACUGGUAGAGAUGGCAACAACAACAUAUAUCCACUGGCAUUUGGCAUAGUUGGACAAGAGGACACACCUAGUUGGUGUUGGUUUCUACACCAACUGAAAAUUUUCCUAGGUGGAGAAGUGGGCAAGUUUGGACCUUAUACUAUAAUGUCAGAUAGACAAAAGGUAUGUGUUUGCACAUUUCAUUUUGUUUUGCACAAGUGUUAACAGUAGCUAAGAGUUUCAUUGGUG